Molecule: messenger RNA, 677 nt
Organism: Malurus melanocephalus (red-backed fairy wren)
Lineage: Eukaryota; Metazoa; Chordata; Aves; Passeriformes; Maluridae
Gene: SELENOH
Product: selenoprotein H
Exons: 5
Cellular component (GO): Golgi apparatus
Source: RefSeq, a predicted model, not a curated record
UGCUCCGCCCCUUCCGGCCUCGCCGUUCCCGGCGGCGCGCUCCCGGCACGUGGUCGGUGGCAGAGCGGGAUCCCUGAGACCCUUUUCCUGCUCCGGCAGAGGCCGCACCGCCUCGGCUCUCSCAGGAUGGCUCCCCGCGGGAGGAAGCGCGGGGCUCAGAAGCCGGCGGCGACCGAGGCACCGGAGCCAGCGGGAGCCCCGCAGAAGCGGGCGCGGGCCCAGGCCCAGGACGAGAGCAGCCCUGGAGACAGCGGUCCCCGCAUCGUGAUCGAGCACUGCAAGAGCUGACGGGUGUUCGGGCGCAACGCGGCGGCGGUGAGCGCGGCCUUGCGUGAGGCCAUGGCCCACCUMCCCGUGGACAUCAACCCGCAGCCGCCGCGCAGGAACAGCUUCGAGGUGUCCCUGGUGAAGGAGGACGGCAGCACCGUGGAGCUGUGGAGCGGUAUUAAGAAGGGUCCCCCUCGCAAGCUGAAGUUCCCCCAGCCGGAGACUGUAGUGGAAGCCCUGAAGAGCAGCUUGGCAUAGAGGCAUUGGCCAACCAAGCCAGGAUCAGCGCCUGCGGCACGAGCGUCCAUGAAGAGGCGAGACCAAGUGGGGGGCACCUGCCAUCCCCAGUCCCGUCCCUGAUGCUGCAGCUCUGCCUGCCACUGCUGGACCCCUGGCUCCCUCCACACCCC